CUUUCUUCUCCCUUCCCCCCCCCCCUCUCUCACUGUCUCUCUCUGUUCUUCACUUCUCUCUUUCUCUCGUUCUUACACCUCCUGUAGAAUCCAAACUACAGUAAUGAAGUUUUCAAGACUGUCCUCUAAAUAUUCUUUAUGUUUACCGUAUAUCACUUUAUGUUAAAAUCUAAAAACUUGCAACUUGUUUGUCUGUCUGAUGAUAUUGUCAGAUUCUGUUGGAAGGGUGUACGAUGGAGGUCAUGAGGUGGCUCCAGGAAAACUGCUUCCAGUUGGCAGAGUCUCUCUGUCUCUAUUCCAGGUGGAACGGAAUAGAGACACAUGCAUCUCAUUACUUCGUCAUGUCCGGGCGACCCAUCGUCGACGUCGUAUGCCACAUACUGUCCAACCAUACAUCAGAUCAUAAAAAGACUUACUCGAUUCUAAUGGCAUAUUUGAACCUUACGCUGUUUGAAGCCCGGAAUGCUGAGAAACAAAUGCCACUCCUGCGACCUCUAGCAGACAAGGUUCUGGAGCUCUAUGGCAGUGGUCAUGUGACCCAAUCAUCUAGUCAUGUGACUUGUCACGUGAUCUCGCUGCUGCUGGACUCGUGGAUGGUCGGCUACUCAAGCGACAAAGCUAUCAGUUUGUUAGAGAAACAGUUGGAAUCACUUACUGGAGAAGAAAGCUGUCGAGGAAGGAUGUGUCACUCCAUGCUGUGUCUCAACUCGGGGAGAGUGCAGGAGGCUAGACAAGGCCUCUGUAAAACCCCAAAGGCAAGACUGAUUACUGCGCAACUUCAUGACCUAAAUUAGUACCUCGUUUUAAUCAUAACUCCUGUAGUUUCGAUACCGUUGUGGUUUAAGAGUGGUGAUGUUUUGUAUACUACUAUUGAGGCCAAAGAGUGGCAAUACACGACCACUUUUGAACCACUGUGGUAUUUGCACAAGUGACCAUGACCAAAUUUGUAUAUACCCACUCUUACACCACAUUGAUACCACGUUAGUACCAUUCCCGGACCACAGUGGUCUAACACACGUACCGUUCCCGGACCACAGUGGUCUAACACGCGUACCGUUCCCGGACCACAGUGGUCUAACACACGUACCGUUCCGUACAGGAAGACCUGGAGAGAUGGAUGAUUGGAAACGUUAGAUUUUUGCUGGACUCGCCAACUUUAACCCUCUCACCACUGGGAAAACUUGUGCUUGAGUUGCAAGAAAGCAGUCUUCUCGAUCUCUUUCUCCACCUUCUCAAGAGGCACAAAAUGACCUUUGAUGACCUUUGCACUCUACUAAAGACGAAAGAUUCCACUGACUUGGCCCAAGAACACGCCCUUAAACGCUUCGUGGAAAUGAUCGUUCUCGACAGGUCAAAGGUCAUCUCCAAGACUACCACCAUGCAGGCUGUGCUUAUUUUGGUGGAGAUGUUGUUUGCUCGUUUGUCAACAACGGAAACGACAGUGUCGUCGAGAAAGCAGACACCAUUUGUGAUGCGUGGAACUAGACACCGGUGGCUGGAUAAUGUGGUGCCGUUUGGGAGUGGGGGAGGGGGUGGGGUGUGGGAGGAGGGGGAGGAGGGAAAUGGUGUCACCGUGGAAACAACGGGAAGGAGAAAACACGACUAUCGUCUUAACGAUCUCUUACAGUUGCAGACCGUGUUGUGUAGCAGUCACAUGACUGAAACCGUGGCAACGAGAGUGAACGAGCUGCUGACCCCAUUGAACCCCGUGAAAGAAGACGGAGAAGGAGAGGGAGGGGCUUUUGUCUACCAAAUAUCACUUCAGAUGCUCUCUUGGCCGUGCGUAGGGAGAAAGAAAGAAGCCUGCCAGCUCUGUCUCCGCCACAAUCCAGGAGCCGUCAUCGACUACUGUACGACUAUGUUCCCCGGCGACCUUGACCUGUGGGUGUGGCUACUGGAGCAGUUGCUAGGCAAUGCCAAUUACGAGGGAGACCCCACCCACCCCCAAGACCUCUAUAAAUCUCUUUAUAAAGAAGCGCUUGGUCAUGUGAUAACCCUGACGACGCCUCGUGAGUUUGUUUUUCUCCUCCCUCCGACUGGAUCUGCCGGUUUCUUCCUCCCUUUCAUCGAGCGCAGCAUCAAGCUCCACUUCAGCCGAGCAACAUCAGACUGCCUCCAUGACUCCAUACUGCAGUCUAACAACAAUACUACCCAAUAGCUUGCAUCGUGUGUGUGUGUGUUAAUAUUUUCUGUUGUAUGCUCUGUAUUUUUUAAGUGUUUUUUUUAUGCGUCAACA
Molecule: messenger RNA, 2236 nt
Organism: Geodia barretti
Lineage: Eukaryota; Metazoa; Porifera; Demospongiae; Tetractinellida; Geodiidae
Source: the annotation of a GenBank genome assembly